Molecule: messenger RNA, 1909 nt
Organism: Sphaeramia orbicularis (orbiculate cardinalfish)
Lineage: Eukaryota; Metazoa; Chordata; Actinopteri; Kurtiformes; Apogonidae
Product: glucocorticoid modulatory element-binding protein 1-like
Exons: 11
Coding region: 182-1711 (509 amino acids)
Biological process (GO): regulation of transcription by RNA polymerase II
Cellular component (GO): nucleus
Molecular function (GO): RNA polymerase II cis-regulatory region sequence-specific DNA binding
Source: RefSeq, a predicted model, not a curated record
AGAUGCUUCUCAGGCAAAUGCUGCCUUCACUGCAGGAAGUGUAACGAAGCAGCACGGCGCAUGCUCUGGCACCUCUCAGACAAGAGAAGGAUGAACUGUCCGUUGCUGUAAGACGCCUCCUUGACUCGGGGACGCGCAGGGAUGUGCGUGCCGCCGCGCAAACAGACGUCAGCCUGAGUGGAUGAAGGAGGCUCUGUGGGGAGGGGUGAUGGAGGGUGCUGAGGUCACUUUGUCUUCAGGGGAUCUCAUGAUGGUAAAGGAAGAGGAGGGGGAGACCAGUGGCAACCAGAAGACUGAAGUAAUCCUGCACCUGGAGCCCAUCCUGCCUGGGGUAAACAGUGACACUGCUGACACUGGGACAACAGUCUUGGCCAUAGAGGCUCACCAUAAUGACAGUAAAGCAGAGGGGGAGGAGAUCGAGUAUGGGUACCCCAUCACCUGUGGAGACAGCAGAGCGGUCUUACUGUUUAAGAAGUUUGUUUGUCCUGGAAUCAAUGUCAGAUGUGUCAAAUUCAAUGAUCAGCUCAUUAGUCCUAAACAGUUUGUACACCUGGCAGGAAAAGCCACGCUGAAGGACUGGAAGAGGGCCAUCAGACUGGGAGGGGUCAUGCUCAGGAAAAUGAUGGACUCGGGCCAGAUAGAUUUCUAUCAGCAUGACACUGUGUGCAGCAACACCUGCCGCAGCACUAAAUUCGAUGUGCUGAUCAACAGCACUCGGCUUCCUCCAGGGACAUCAGUGCAGCCAAGCCCAUCAUGUCUGGCUCUUGACCCUGUGGGAGGACAGGUGCCUCUUCUGACAGCAGAGGUUUUGCAUGAUGCAGCAGAAGCAGAGGAGUCUUUGGAGGAUAGUUUAACAGCAGAGUGGAGUCCUGGUCCAGCCCGGCCUGUAAACCCUACAAGAGCCAACGGACACACAGCAAAGAGAAAGAGGAGUGACACACCUGAUGGAGUGUUGAACCUGUGGAAAUGUGUGGCGGACUCUGGACUCAUGGGAGAGGUCUUGUCCAGUCUCCAAACUGAAUUAUUAGCCACUUUUAAAGGAGUGGAGGUUCGCUGUGAAAAGACCAAAUUACAGGAGAAAGAUGCCAUCAUACUUAAUUCCUUGUGUGAGAUGUUUGGACUUCUAGAGUCAGUGAAGCAAGCUGUGGAGCUGAGGCGCAGUCAUAAUGAAGAGAACAAAAUCCAUAACAAUAUUUAUGUGUUGGAUGAAACCUUGGAGGCAACUUUCAAACCCACAUCCUCAAAACAUCCACGAAAUCAACGUCACAGUCCAUCAAACGACCAAACCCUAAACGCCACCAGCUCAGUCGUCCAGCCUUUCUCUAUUAUCGGUUUGUCUGCCGCAUCAUUGGCAGAGCGUGGUAUCAACCCUCUGCACUUCACCCAUUUCUCUGCCUGCAUCUCCGCCGGGCAGGAUGCUGGACAGCCCCUGCAGAUGACUGACAGACUGAUGGACGGGGACAGCCGAGGGGUCAAGUUGGAGAGGAAGAAUGAUCAAAGCGAGACGGGGAACCGUGAAAAGAGUCACAGGAGACAGGAGGGCGUAAAGAGAGAAGACACCUCAGGGAUCUACAAAGAAGCUCAACAAAGGACUGUUCAGUUUCAUGAAGACCCUCACCUUAAAGAUGAGGAAAUGAAGAAUGACAGCGUGCAUGACAUUCACAAGGUGGUUGUACUUAAAAAAGCAUUAAAGAAACAUAAAACAAAGUGAGACAAGGUGCACCCCUUAGGGAUACAUUAGGACUAAGCGGUGGGACGUGUCUGACACUAAAACCAGACUAAAAGAAGAAGAACACCUACUUAUUACUGUGUGUUGGUCAUACAGUUCAGUACUGGAAUAGGCUCCACACAUAUAUUCUGUGAUUCUUUGCAGUGGAUUUACAGGCGCAGAUGGAUUUCAGUGAGAUUU